UAGAGUGCUACACAGUGGUAUCCAAUUGAGCUUUAAACAUACUUUCACGAUUACUUUAUGGUGAUGGCAGCAUCAGCUACGGGUCUAGGAGCGGGUAGAUCGCCUCCGUUUGUUGUUGUGGGGCUUGUCGUUUCUCUCUGCAUUUUGUCAUUCUAUUAUUGGCGGGUGUCUUCGCUGAAUAGCGAGUUACAGUUCCAGUUAUACGAACAGCGAGCUCUGUUUUCUGACGAGGCUACUAAACACAGUAAUGCGGAAAAACGAACUGAAACUGUUAUGGCGAGUCUCAAAGGUUGCGAAGAUGCCAUCGAAAAGGAUAAAACGCUCCUUGCGGAGAAAGAAAACAACAUAAAAAGUUUAAAUGAGCAAGUGCAAAAAAAAUCUGAUGAAUGUGAUGCCAAACAAAGAGAAAAAAGUGAAUGUGACACCAACCUUAAACAAUGCCAGGAUGAUACAAAUGGCGUUCGACAAGAGUUGUCCACAUUAAGAGAAGAGAGUCAGAAAAGGGAUGAAGAACUCAAGGCUUUAAAAGAAGCAGCUGCAAAAACCAUGGAGAGUGCUUGUAAUUGUGAUGCAGCACUUCAGGAACAAAGAAAAACCAUUGAAACCAUCUUAACAAGAGCUGUUGGACCUCAAGCUGUUCAAGCACUAAUCCAAAAUGGAAUUGGAAAACCUGAGGAUAUUCAAGGAUUGGUUAACCAAGUGCCCCAAGCUAAGGAAAAAGAACAGUUCCAAGCUCAGGCGAAACCACAUGAUAAUGGGGUUGAUGCUGCUCAGAUGGCUCAAGUUGAAAACAGAAAAAUAGAAAAACCAAAAGAUGACACUAUAGCAACUGCUAAUGAUGCUGGCUCUAAUGGUGGUGAAGCUGUAGAGGUGACGACUGAUGGCAAGAAAACACUUCGUACUGAAAACCCUGCUGAGACUGAUCCUGAUGCAGAUGGUGACGUUGUAGGGAAGGUAGGCAUGGAUGAGAUGAAUGCUGGUGAUGUAGAUGUAAGCCCCGGUGAAGGGGACUACAAUGAACACUUCGACAUAGAGGAGGAAUCCAAUGAAGACAGAGGUCACUAUCAGAAGGUAAUUGAUGAGGCAAGAGGAGAUAAAGAUGACACAUUGAAGUUUGAACCAGAUCAAGCACAGAAUGAUGGAAUUAAGGAUCUUAAAGAAAACCUUCAACGUGAUAUUCAGUGAGUGGUUUCAACCAAAGUGUAUUUGUCUGAUCAUAAUGCCGAGAACAAGUUUAUUUACACUGUGGUCAUAUUAUGUACACUAUACAUUAUAUUAUGUACACAUAGUUUUGUGGGAUGAUAAUGUUACACAUUUGGAUAUUAUAUAAAUGUAUGUAUCGCAACAGAAAUGGAUUUUAUUAUAGUAUCAUUACAUAAAUCUAGCAUUGUAAAACUGAAAAUAGUGGGAUUUGCUUUUUGAACUUGUGGGAUUUGAACUUUUUAUUAUGUGAUUCAGAGUAUGAUUUUUUAUGUUGUGGAAGUUAAAUGGGGUUGUUUUGGGCAGCUACUGAUAAAUAAAUGUAAGCAGUUUUGACUGUGGUCCUGUAAAGCUGCAUUGUGGAACUAAAUUGUGAUACUGUUGUAACAUGCAAAAUGCAAAUAAUUUUGUGUACAACCUCCAUGUAUAUUUGACAGAGAUUGUAUUUAGGGUGUAAAGAAGGUGAAAGUCGAGACUUCAGCAUUUCUUUUAAGAAUAUGUCGUUUGUGUACAUUUAAUCCUUCGUUCAUGGUACGUCUCAUGUUCAGCGGAUUUCAAUAUAUCACAAAACAUAUUUUUCAUGAAAAAAAUUCGUCAUUGUAUGUGUUAUCUCCCUUGGUUAAAAUCAUGUUGUUAUAAGGGAUAAUAGACAUACAGUUCUUAUUUUACCUCCUCAUGAUGCUCAGUGCACCCAUAUGAUGUACAGGUUGUUAGAAGAUAAUUAACAAUUCUGACCAGAUUGACCUUGCAUGCUGUGAAUUGCUGUAAUAUUAUUACAAGUUUUUCUGGAUGUAUAUGUGGCUUUUUGUCUUCUGCAUUCAUUUUUCAAAGAUGUUCAUGAUUUGUUUAUACAUGCACGUGACAGAGGUUUGAUUAGCCAUAACAUAGGACCCAAUAAAUGAUCGAUGAUCAGAUCAUAAAUGCAGAUAUCCCUGACGCACUGAAGCAAGAUGUUUUUUCCGCUUAUUAUUUAUUUAUGGUACAUUUGCUUCUGUUUUUUUCGGGACGAAAGAGAGCGUACUGAAUGUACAGGUGAUCUUCUAGAUAUUACAUAUGCUUUAUAAAUGUGCUUAUAGUGUAAUCUUGAUCAGUAUUUAAUGGACAUCUGAAAAUGUUUAUGCCUAUUUUUUAUUUUUAUUUACGGUAAAAAUGUUCAUUGUCUGUCAGGGUGUUGUCACAUGAAGCGUACAAAAUAGUGAAAUAUUUCAGUUGGCAAAAAUACCAGCCUUCAAUCUCUACUAUGUUAAAUUGUCGACCUUAUCGAUCAGCCUAUCAAUACUCAUGGUUGGAAUGCUCAAGGGAAAGGAAGACUCCACAACGAGUGGAGUAAAAAUUCAGUUGAGUUGCGUCGUUAUUUAGCACACAGGCACUCUUAGCACCCGACGCAAGAAGCGGGAUGAGUAGAGUCGCGUGUUAAAUAUUUUAAUUAAUUUCCACUCAGACCUUGUUUCACGUCAUCUUCCGUUCAACAAGUCAGAUACUUGGGAUAUAGCUAUGUUUUCUGCCAGUUGAACACCGGUGAAAUAAAUAAAUAAAUAAUUUCAAAGAAAUUAGCAUUAUGCUAGAUGUGAGUUAAGACAUGUGUCUUGUACGUAUCCUUGGGUUUUACCUGCAUGGAUAUAUAUCCCAGGUUUACGUUGUACCUGACAAUUUUUCAGUCACAUACACUGUAGGGACUCCUGCUUGUGUCUUAGUGCUGGACAAAGGGUG
This is a messenger RNA of Liolophura sinensis, 2910 nucleotides long. RefSeq names its product protein GOLM2-like. The coding region runs from base 58 to 1185 and encodes 375 amino acids. The transcript has 8 exons. The record is from RefSeq and is a predicted model, not a curated record. NCBI's taxonomy places the organism in Eukaryota, Metazoa, Mollusca, Polyplacophora, Chitonida, Chitonidae.